AUGACUGAGAACAAGAAGGUCGCAGACCUCCAGAAGGACGUGAAGGAUUCGCACACCAAGCAGCACUACACUACCGACUAUGGCAUCAAGGCCUCUGAUCUUGACCAUUGGCUGAAGCCUGUAGACGAGAAGAACAACAGGAUCGGUCCUCACGCCCUCGAAGACCAGAUUGCCAGAGAACGGAUUCAUCGCUUUGAUCAUGAGCGCAUUCCUGAACGCGUCGUCCAUGCCCGGGGCGCAGCGGCACACGGAACUUUCAAGCUGUUUGAGAGUGCAGAAGACGUCACCUCAGCUGGAGUACUGACUGAUACUUCUCGCACCACGCCGGUUUUCGUUCGAUUCUCAACUGUCCAAGGCAGCCGAGGCAGUGCAGACACUGUCCGAGAUGUCAGAGGCUUCGCUGUCAAAUUCUAUACUGACGAAGGCAACUGGGAUAUUGUCGGAAACGAUAUCCCCGUCUUCUUCAUUCAGGAAUCCAUCAAGUUUCCCGACUUGAUCCAUGCUGUUAAGCCAGAGCCAGAUACUGAAGUCCCACAGGGCCAAAGCGCACACAACAACUUCUGGGAUUUCGUCUACCUGCACCCCGAGGCAACCCAUAUGUUCUUCUGGGCCAUGUCGGACCGGGGUAUUCCACGAUCCUAUCGCAUGAUGCAGGGUUUCGGCGUCAACACCUUCGGCUUAAUCAACGCCAAAGGUGAACGACAUUUCUGUAAAUUCCAUUGGCUCCCCGAGCUGGGUGUACACUCGUUGGUGUGGGACGAGGCCCUCAAACUGGCUGGCCAAGAUCCGGACUUUCACCGCAAGGAUCUCUAUGAAGCCAUCGAUAACAAGGCCUAUGCGAAGUGGAAGUUUGGCAUCCAAGUCAUUGCGGAGAAAGACGAAGACAAAUUCGACUUUGAUAUUUUGGACGCGACCAAGGUCUGGCCUGAAGAACUGGUUCCUAUUCGCUACAUCGGCGAAAUGGAGCUCAAUCGCAACGUUGACGAGUAUUUCACCGAGACCGAGCAAGUCGCCUUCUGCACCAGUCACAUUGUUCCUGGCAUCGACUUUACCAACGAUCCAUUGCUGCAGGGCCGCAACUUCUCCUACUUUGAUACCCAGAUUUCUCGUCUUGGGAUCAAUUGGGAAGAGCUUCCCAUCAAUCGCCCUGUUUGCCCAGUCAUGAACUUCAACCGUGAUGGUCAAGGGCGCCACACCAUCACCAAGGGCAAAGCCAACUACUGGCCCAAUCGAUUCGAAGCAAAUCCACCCACUGGUCCUGGAAAUGGAGGGUUUGAGUCGUACCCGGCACAAGUCGAAGGCAUGAAGCAACGCAAAUUGGCACCCAAGUGGAAAGACUACGUCUCCCAGGCCCAAUUGUUCUGGAACUCAAUGUCGGAGAUUGAGAAGAAGCAUAUCAUUAGUGCCUUCUCCUUCGAACUUGACCACUGCGAUGACCCCAUUGUCUAUGAACGUCUGGUGACACGCCUCACCGAGAUUGAUCUCUCUCUGGCGGCAGCCGUGGCCGAAAAUUCUGGCGCGCCAACUCCUACGAAGCAGGCCACGGCCAACCCUGGUCACAAAGCCAAGGGGCUCAGUCAGCUGGAGUAUCUGCCAGCGGAGCCAACCAUCAAGUCCAGACGCAUUGCCAUUCUGAUCGCCGACGGCUACGAUGCAGCGAGCUACGAUGCGAUCAAGGCGGCUGCGCUCGCGCAGUCAGCUGUGCCGUUCACCAUUGCGACGAAGCGCCAGGAAGUCAAGGCUUCCAACGGCACAUCUUCCGCCAAACCCGACCACUUUCUCAACGGCAUGCGCUCGACCAUGUUUGACGCCAUCUUUAUCCCUGGCGGCGCCGAGUCAGCCAAGACGCUUGCGGGUAUUGGCCUUGCCAAAUUCUGGGUUCGGGAGGCGUUUGCUCAUCUCAAGACCAUUGCUGCCGUUGGCGAAGGUGUAAAGCUUGUUGACGUUGCUCUCAGAGAGGCAGAGGGUGUCCAGCUGGCGGCCGAAGGGUCUUCUGACGUUGUGGACUGGUAUGGUGUCGUUACGGCACAGAAGCCAGAUACAGGAUCUUCUAUCAAGGAUAACGUGAAGCUGGUCAAAGAAGCCACGGACUUCACCAGCAAGUUCUUCUGGAACAUUUCGCAGCACAGAAACUGGGCUCGAGAAUUGGAUGGCCUUGCUGAUCAAGUCCCGGUCUGA
This is a messenger RNA of Capronia epimyces CBS 606.96, 2178 nucleotides long. Its product is annotated as catalase A. Gene Ontology annotation, cellular component: cytosol. Gene Ontology annotation, biological process: hydrogen peroxide catabolic process; response to oxidative stress. Gene Ontology annotation, molecular function: catalase activity; heme binding. Lineage: Eukaryota; Fungi; Ascomycota; Eurotiomycetes; Chaetothyriales; Herpotrichiellaceae. The transcript has 2 exons. The record is from RefSeq and is a predicted model, not a curated record. The coding region runs from base 1 to 2178 and encodes 725 amino acids.